Panthera uncia (snow leopard) is the source of this 705-nucleotide messenger RNA. RefSeq names its product MICOS complex subunit MIC26-like. Gene Ontology annotation, cellular component: MICOS complex. Lineage: Eukaryota; Metazoa; Chordata; Mammalia; Carnivora; Felidae. Gene Ontology annotation, biological process: cristae formation. The record is from RefSeq and is a predicted model, not a curated record.
AUGUGGACAUUUGGCACGUGCAAAGCUGCCCCCGACAGAUGCUGUGGCAAUUUCCGCUUCCAUCAAGCAGGGGAGGCCGGAGUGCCCCCUGCCAGCAGCACGUUCAAGGUAACUCCGAGGUCUGUGGGGCCGGCCAGCCUGAGUCGGCUCACCUUCAAGGUCUACGCCUCCCAUGAAGAGGGCCCACCUCACCAAACCUCCGUGGAAGUUCACGGGCUUUCGCUCUACUCCGUCCCCGGGGGUCAAUCUAAACGUGCGGAGGAGCUGAGGGCCCGCCCUGAAGGAAGCGUCUCACACCUCCAACGUUACCGUGAGCCACAGACCAGCUGGGGUCCGGAAAUACACUCACACACGAAGCCCGAGAUGCAGGGUCCGGCUCGAUGGGGGCCAGACAGCCGCGGAUAUCUCCAAGGUGUGCCUCCCGGAUCUUUUCCGAGACUUGGCGUUAUUGGCUUUGCCGGCAUUGCGGGAUUUCUUUCGGCUAAAGGUUCAAAGCUAAAGAAGCUGGGGUGUCCUGGGUUCGCGAGAUGAACCGCCUCUCUUGAUUCCCCACAGCAAGCCACUGUAUCUGUCCAGAUCGGUGGAGAGAAAUUACAUGACGGGGCUUUACGAGGAUACACGGUCCUAGAAGAUUUCUGGAAGGAGAACUUCCAAAAGCUGGGAAAUGUGAAGCAUUCACCUGGAAAUAACUAGAAUGUUCCACGU